AUUCCCGAAAUUUGUUUGGAUACAACAAAAUUUAUUAGAUCCAAAGAAAUCAUUUUCUCUGUGUAGGGUAUUUCUCGCGGGAUAAUUCGUGCACCAACAAAUCCGUGACACAUUCUCGAUACAGCAAUAUUUCUAUACCAUCCCUAAAUCGCGCAUGUCCCGCCGGCCGGUCCUCCCCGCCUUCUCUACGACCCUCGGUGCAGUAGACUCUGGUCGCCGGGACGCCGAGGGUCGUCUUCCGAUGGCGACGUCGUUGUCGCGGGCAGAAUUGCGACAGAUGACACAAAUUCGCGGACGGUAUCAAUCGAGUAUUCAUUAAGGCUGGAUCCUCGCGAGUUGGGAAGAUUAUAUCUCGAGAUAUGGAUGGAAUAGUAUAGAAACGUGCAUUUUCAAGUGCGAAACGGGUGGGCAUCGUUUGAGGUAUCGAUUAGAAAAUUCGAGCCCUGAGGAGGGAAAUUUUAUUUGACAUUCGACGUGCGGGACACGGACUGCAAAUAUUGAAACGUCUCGAGUGCAGCAGUUUGAUUAUUCUUUCCGCGUUGUUUACGGCUUUUCAAAUAAUUAUGAAUUAAUUUGUUGUGCGAAAUUGGUGUGAACGAAUUUAAUUGCGCAAAGUUGUCCAGUGAAAGAGGGCCUCGAUAUCGGGGUGAUGCAAGGUGCGAGGAUGCUGAAGCUCGUGAGAGUCGGUGCGAACGGGCUCAGAAGGCUGCACUCCACUGGCAGGAAACGUGCUGCUAUACCUGCGUCCACGAGAUUCGGAAAAGCAAAGUAUGCCUCUACUGGAGCUGCAGUGAAAUUAGAAUAUUCUCAAACACGCGAAUACAGCUUCAUUCAUGACAGCCAUUAUAUGUACACUCGAGAUCAAGAUCAAGCAACGAACGCCGAAGAUGCUUUAUUUGAUAUGUUCAAGAAAGAAGAGACCGGUCUCGUAUCAGUGGGGGAGUUUCUAGCUGCUUUAAGAAUAACCGGCUUACGAAAGAAUGACCCACGACUUCAGGAGUUUACUGACAAUCUGAAGAAAGAGCACGCCACGAAUAACGGUCGCACUAAAGCUAUAUCGCACGAGGCGCAGAAGCUCGAUAGGGAACAAUUUAGACGGAUUGUCAAUCCCAAUAUCGUAUUGAUCUCGCGAGCGUUUAAACAUCAGUUCAUAAUUCCCGACUGGUUGGGCUUCACGAAGCACAUCGAAGAUUUUUAUUGGAAAUGCAAGACGAACACCGAAGGCAAAGUUGCCUCCUAUAUACCGCAGCUAGCCAGAAUGAAUCCGGAAUAUUGGGGCGUAUCCGUGUGCACCAUCGACGGUCAGCGAUUCAGCAUUGGCGAUACCUCAAUACCGUUCACCCUUCAGAGUUGCAGCAAACCUUUGACCUAUGCGAUAGCCCUGGACAGGCUGGGUCAGGAAAUGGUGCAUCAAUAUGUUGGUCAAGAGCCGUCCGGUAGAAAUUUCAACGAGCUCGUACUCGAUUACAAUAAAAAGCCGCACAAUCCUAUGAUUAACGCCGGCGCGAUAUUGAUCUGUUCACUUCUGAAAACGUUAGUCAAGCCGGACAUGGGCUUGGCAGAGAAAUUCGACUUCACGAUGAAUUGUUUCAAGAGAUUGGCCGGCGGUGAGAAUCUCGGAUUUAACAACGCUGUCUUUCUAUCGGAGCGAGAGGCGGCCGAUCGAAAUUAUGCUUUAGGAUUUUACAUGAGGGAGCACAAAUGUUAUCCGGAAAAGACGAAUUUGCAGGAAGUUAUGGAUUUCUAUUUUCAGUGCUGCGCUAUGGAAGCAAAUUGCGAGACGAUGGCGAUAAUGGCUGCCACCCUCGCGAACGGCGGCAUUUGUCCAAUUACCGAGGAGAAAGUCCUAAAACCGGAUAGCGUCCGUGAUGUCCUGAGUCUUAUGCACAGCUGCGGGAUGUACGACUAUAGUGGACAAUUCGCGUUUAAAGUCGGCAUACCGGCGAAAUCCGGCGUGUCGGGGUGCCUUCUGGUGGUAAUUCCAAAUGUUAUGGGAAUUUGCACGUGGUCUCCGCCCUUGGAUCCGCUCGGCAAUUCCUGCCGCGGCGUGCAGUUCUGCGAGGAGCUCGUGCGCGAAUUUAACUUCCACAGGUACGAUAAUCUGAAGCACGCGACGAACAAGAGGGAUCCUAGACGGCAUAAAUAUGAAACGAAAGGCCUCUCGAUUGUCAAUCUUCUGUUCAGCGCCGCUAGUGGUGAUGUCACGGCGAUGAGAAGACACCGACUGAGUGGGAUGGACAUGACACUGUCGGAUUACGACGGCAGAACCGCGUUGCACUUGGCCGCCAGCGAAGGUCACCUGGAUUGUGUCGAGUUUCUGAUCGAGCAUUGCGGGGUCCCGCACGAUCCCAAGGACAGGUGGGGUAAACGACCAAUCGACGAAGCCGAGACUUUCGGACACAUGCAGGUGGUGGAAUAUUUGAACAACUACGCUCUCGUCCACAAGACCGAAUUAGAGAACAAACAGAACGAGAGUAUCGAUGACGACAACGAUUCGUGUCGUAAACCGCCGGAAACGGCGGUGCACUCGCCGUGAGCAGUAAGCGAUGACGGAUUUACGCAAAACUGGUGUGAGUCGAGGGUGAGGGUGGGAACAAGGACUUAUGUGAAAGCUGUUAGGAGGAAGAAGCGAGACAUAUCGAUCGUAGCAGCGGAACGAGGUCGCGAAGAAAUACGUUUCUAUUCCAUGUGACCAGAGUAUUUUUUAAUAUUGUACUACUUGAAUGAUAUAUAAUUAUUCCAUAAUUAUUCGUACAAUAAUUAGUCGUAAUUAAUAUGUUUUGGAACAUAUUUUUCAUUCAUCAGUUUUAACGCGAGUGAAUUUACAUAAGCCUUAAACGGACAAUAACGGGGAAUAAUUAUUUCAUCAUUUUUCGAACUCGUGACCUCGUUCUGCUUACGCGCGAUGGAGUUAUCUCAGCAUUGAGCGGUACACUCAGAUUACGAAUAGCUGUGAUUAAUAUUACGUAUACGUCUUUUUUCCAUGAUUUAGUUUAGCAUUAGAAGCCCGUGAAAAGCUCGUUUCAUAAUUUCAUUAAUUUAUACUUUACCUCUCUCUAUCCCUCACUGUCGAUCAUACAGUCGCCCUUUGAGGAUACACUCCGAUAUUUUUUCACGUUUUCGACGCGAAAGAAAAUUCUAAUUUACAUAUCAGAUCACUAAAAGUACAAACCAAGUGCUGUCCGAUUCUUAAGUUAGAGAUAUUUGGUCUUCACGUUUGCCAGAACGUUCUGUAUUCUUUAUUUAACGGAGAUAACAUAUUUUACAGCGCAAUUUUGAGUAAAUUGAGCUAUUAUAAAAAAACGUUUUGAUUGAAUUAUUUAUUAUAUGCGACAAGGCAUAAGCUCUCUUGUCUUUUGACACAAGAGUGUUUUAAAAACGGGGGAAAAAAUGGCUAUUUAUUUAUAAAGUUUCAGAUUCCCUAGUGAUGUACUUUGCGCGUUGCAACAGCGUAAUGCGUUAACGUAAAAAAGGAAAUUACGUAUGUUUUGAAAUUAGAAUCAAUUUAAUACAGGAAAAAAUUUUAAUGACGUAUGGACUAGUUGGUGCAUGUAAAUUCAGUUUGUGCAAAACAUUCUUUUCAAUAUUUUUUAAUCUCUUUUUCGCACACUUAAAUUAUUUAAAUAAUACGAAAACAAUAAUUUCUUUUAUUAAAGAUAUCGACAAUUUACAAUAUAUCGUUUCGACACAGUGGCGCUUAUUAUUCCUCUAUUUAAUUGUGGAAAUAGUAAGUUUUUUUUAACGAUGGCCCAUAAAAACAUUCUUUUCAAUAUAUUCUAAUUUCUUUUUUUCACGUUUAAAUUGUUUAAAUAAUACGAAAAUAAUAAUUUCUUUUAUUAAAGGUAUCGACAAAUUAUACCUUUUCGACACAGUGGCGCUUAUUAUUCUUCCAUUUAAUUGUGGAAAUGAUAAUUUAUUUUUCUACGAUGGCGCAUAAAUACGUGGAUAACAAGUCAAUCGGGAAAUACAGAUGUUAUCUUUUCUUCAUAACGAAUCGCGCGUGAAUUGUAUGUUAAAUUCAUAUCUUUCUGAAUAUGCUUUCCGCGAUGUUUUAGAGAUUCCUCGAAGAUACGGAAUGUAUAUCCGUUUGUUAGUAAGGAAUAUUUAAUAUUUCGCAAGCACGUCCACUGUGUAAGAGAAACUUUCGGAAAAUAUUACUUCAUAUAAUGUAUAUCUUACAAGGGGAAGCUCAGGUAACUCACCCUGGGAUUUCGAUGCCAAUUUUUUUUGGUUAUUCUGGAGGUGAAAAAGUUUAUGCAUAUGUUAAAAGUCGAUUGUCCUUUGCGACUGGUUUUAUCUAUCGUCUGGAAAAGGGUCUGUGCAGAUAAUUUUAUGUCGUCGACAAUGAAAUAAUUAGACACUGACGUGAGAGACAGUUUGCUGCUAUAAUCUAUCUCUUCCGUCUAUAAUAUCAUCUACUAUGAUACAUAGAAUAAUAUGUACGUUGUUUCCAUAGAUAAGUAGUUAAACAAAUAACGCCAAUUCCGAGUGCAAUUACAUAAUUAUUUCUCAGAGUGUGAGCGACUAUUCAGUUUCGCCAUACUGUUGUUAUUACGCUAUAUAAAUGUGCCGACAGAUGCAAAAAGGCUGGAAAAGUCAAUUUAUUGAGAACUAACGCGUUAUAACUAACGAUUACGCUAACGUAGCGAUCAUGUGUAUAGUCUAUAUGUACGUUAAACGACUAUUUUCGAAGAAAUUAGGUAGGAUCGCUUUGCGUAGAGAACCUGAUGUUAUAUAUUUUCAAAUGGGCAAAAGAUGACAAUAACAUUAUUAUCGUGUGAGAAACGUAAUUCUCGUGCGAGAGGUGGAUUCCGUAAUUUUCUGUCACUAAAAUGACAGAGCUUAUGUGGCAUAAAUUAUUUAUAAUGCACUUUAAGAAACGCAUAAUUUUUUUACCUCGUCUAUUCGCGAGAAUUAGUUACAGUAUUAGUAGACGUGCGAUAAGUUUUGUGACGAAAAACCUUUACAUAUUUUUCUAUGACUGCUCUAGCAACAUUGCGAUGUUUCCAAUAGGACAGUUAUUCAGAGACUCGACAAUCUCAGAACUCCUAUUUCUAGAAAAGAUUUUAGUUAUACUUGGUAAGCUGUUUGUGUAAUUUUCCAGAUCAAGUAUUGCGUCCACCUCUGUACUUGUUCUGUCUAUGAAAUAAAGUAAUAUUAAUAAAGUAAUGAAAACAUU
Vollenhovia emeryi is the source of this 5179-nucleotide messenger RNA. RefSeq names its product glutaminase kidney isoform, mitochondrial (gene GLS). The coding region runs from base 650 to 2536 and encodes 628 amino acids. Gene Ontology annotation, biological process: L-glutamine catabolic process. The record is from RefSeq and is a predicted model, not a curated record. The transcript is spliced from 12 exons. Lineage: Eukaryota; Metazoa; Arthropoda; Insecta; Hymenoptera; Formicidae. Gene Ontology annotation, molecular function: protein binding; glutaminase activity.